Messenger RNA from Brachypodium distachyon (stiff brome), 1110 nucleotides. Its product is annotated as BTB/POZ and MATH domain-containing protein 1. The record is from RefSeq and is a predicted model, not a curated record. Gene Ontology annotation, biological process: protein ubiquitination. The transcript has a single exon. Gene Ontology annotation, molecular function: protein binding. NCBI's taxonomy places the organism in Eukaryota, Viridiplantae, Streptophyta, Magnoliopsida, Poales, Poaceae. Bases 1 to 1110 code for a protein of 369 amino acids.
AUGGCGAGCACGCCGGGCUCCGGCUACCUCCAGUUCAAGAUCGACUACUCCGCCGCCGCCCGCCGCCGCCGCCGCCGCGCCACCGUGCAAACGAAGCACGUCUCCGCCGGCGGCCACCUCUGGCGGGUCCGCUGCUACCCAUAUCGCCUGGGGCUGGGAGACGUCUCCGUCUUCUUCGACCUCCCGGCGGCAACCUCCACGGCGCCGGCGCCCAUCAUCACGGCCGUCCUCGAGGCCUUCCUGAUCGGAUCCGACGGCUCCCCUUCCCGCGGCCGGAGGAGCGUCGUCUCCUGCUCCCCCGGCGCCGAUCCCGCGAAGCCGCCCCGCCCCUGGGGAUGGCCCCGCGUCGCCGGAGGCGAGAAAGACGACUGGCGUCUCCAAUCGCACGAGUACCUCAACGGAGGCCACGUCACCGUCCUGUGCGGGGUCAUCGUUCUGGGCGGCGGCGAGCCUGCUGGGCCGUCGGCGGUGGGCCAGCUCGGCAGCCACCUCGGCGGCCUGCUAGACAACGACCUCACGUCGGACGUGUCGUUCCUCGUGGGCGGGGAGACGGUCAAGGCCCACCGGGCCGUGCUGGCGGCCCGGUCGCCCGUGUUCAAGGCCGCGCUGUUCGGACCCAUGGCGGAGGCCCAGAUGGCCCAUAUCACGCUAGAAAACCUCGACCCGGACACCUUCAGGAACCUCCUGCGCUUCAUCUACACCGACGACGACAACAAUGACAAGGAACAAAAUGUGCUCCGGGGCUUGCGAUUGCUGGCGGCGGCAGACCGGUACGGCGUGGGCGGGCUGAAGCACGCGUGCGAGCAGCGGCGGGCCUUGACGGCCGGCACGGCGGCGGCGGCGCUGGAGUGCGCCGAGAUGCACGGCUUGCCGGGGUUGAGGAAGAGAUGCGUCGACUUCCUCGUGGCGAAGAAGGGUAACCUGCGGAAGGCGGCGGCGACGGAGGCGUACGGGCGGCUCUUCCCGUGGGUGAUCCAAGAGAUUGAAGACAAGGCCAAGCGCCGGGAGGAGCGGAAACAAGGCGCGCUCGCGGAUGAAGUGGGCUCUGUGUUGAGCUGGAGCAGGAAGCGUAGCGCAAGUGACAUCGCAGCUGAUCCCUCCGUUUCAUAA